CCAUCUCUUUCUGCCCUAUAACAAGUUACCUAUCAACAAGACAAAGACCUCUAUACAACAAACGUGGGAAGUGUGCAAAAAGCAAAUGAAAAGAAAAUAAAAAUGAAAGAGCAGAAACAGACACGUUAAAAGAAAACAAAAAGAAAUCCAAAAUACAUUGAAAAAAAAAAAUAAUAACGAAGUAAAUUCUAUCGAAAGGAGGUUGAUAAAAAAAGUAAAUAACAAAAACCCCUUUAUCCGGAGUCGCAAAUAGAGAUUCACUUGCAAUUUUUGCAAAGAAUAUAGAUUUUUGCAUGUGUAUGCUUAUGAAACUUGUGUUUGGCUGAGGAGUGCUGUAUUCAUGCGUACACGUUUGCUACAUUCGUGGUUAUAUUUUGCUGUCAUGAUUUGAAUGCAUUACCCUCGCGUAACGUUGCAGCGGAGGAGGAGUGUUUCUCAAACAAUUGUUUUGAUUUAAGCUGCAACUAAAAGAAACCAAAAUCAACAAGAAGUGAGUUCAACAAGUAAUGAAUGAGAAAAUAAAAUCACCCUCUGGGCAGGGUGGUGCUGGAUCAGGUCCUGGUCCUGUUGGAAGUGGCCCACAAACUACAACAGCUGGCAAUGGGGGUGGAGGAAAUGGCAGUGCAACUAGUGGGGGACCAGCAGCACCUGCGGCGGCUACUUCAGGGAGUGGACCACCGACGCCUAACAAUGGGAACGAUACACCGGCACAAAUGCCACCACAUCCAUAUGGACCGCCAGGCGGAGGGGAUCCCGUUAUGUCGCAUUACCAUAUGCAUCAGCAACCACCACACCCGCAGCAUAUGCCACCACAUCAACAGGUUGGUCCACCGCCAUCUUCAUCACAAAAUCCCGGAGAACACCCACAAAAAGAUGUUGGUGCAGAAUAUGGACAAAGUCCCUUAGGUGGACCUCCACCGCCCAUACCAGGUGGUCAUCACCCCAUGUAUGGUCGAUAUCAUCAUGGUGAUCCGGGUAUGGAUCCGUAUCGUUAUAGCCAUUCUCCAAUGCAACAACCACCACCCGGAGGUAAACCGCAGCAAUCUGCACCGGGUGGCGGUCCCGGGAUAGGUUCUCCAAACCGACCACCUUCGCAACGAUAUAUACCAGGACAACCGCAAGGACCCACACCCACUCUGAAUUCACUGUUGCAAUCGUCCCAUCCGCCACCACCACCACAGCACAGGUAUACGAACAGUUACGAUCCACAACAGCCGCCACAACAGCAACCACCACCUCCUCAAUCACAGCCUCCGCCACAAGGUGGAGCAGGUGGACCCCAGCCACCUGGGGGACCAGCCGGACAGGGUGGUGGUGGUGGUCCACCACCUCCACAGCAUGGGGGACCACCUCCUCCGUCACAUCAGCCUCAUCAGUCACCAUAUGGUGCUCAACAAACAGGUUGGGCGCCACCGCCACGACCAUAUAGUCCACAAUUGGGACCUUCACAGCAGUAUAGAACCCCACCACCGACAAAUACUUCCAGAGGUCAAUCCCCAUAUCCGCCAUCACAAGGUCAAAACUCAGGUUCCUAUCCAAGUUCGCCCCAGCAACAACAGCCUCAGCCGGGACAACAACAACAACAGCAGCAACUACCACAGCAACAACAACCACAGCAGCAGCAACAACAACAGCAGAGCAGUAGUGGUAGUGGUGGCGGUAGUGGAGGUGGUCCACCGCCGCCGCCACAAUCUUCAAAUCAAGGCACAACACCAUCUCAAUAUUCACCGUAUCCUCAGAGAUAUCCCACACCGCCCGGCCCAGCGACAGGACCAAAUCAUCGAACUGCCUAUACGACGCAUCAGUAUCCAGAACCGAAUCGGCCUUGGCCUGGUGGUUCAUCACCUGCUCCUAGUCCUGGCCCUGGUGGCCAUCCCCUGCCGCCAGCAUCACCUCAUCAUACACAGCAUGGCGGUCCCCCGCCUAGCAGUAGUCCGAGUCAUGCGCCCAGUCCAUCGCCUCAACCUUCACAAGCCUCACCAUCCCCACAUCAGGUAAACCAGAAAAAAAUGGAUUACAUUACGAAAUCAGAUAAGGAACUCAUAGGACAAAACAGUAAUGAUAGUUCGAGCGGUGGCGGUCACAGUGGCUUAGGUUCGGGACCACCUGGUACCCCCAAUCCUCAGCAGGUAAUGCGUCCUACACCGUCACCCACAGGCUCAUCAGGUUCAAGAUCAAUGUCCCCUGCUGUGGCUCAAAACCAUCCCAUUUCGCGACCUUCUAGUAAUCAAUCUAGUAGUGGGCCAAUGCAACAACCUAGCGGUGGUAGUGGUGGAGGUCCUCCACCUCCUACUCAACAAGCGACACAGCAGCAGCAGCAACAACAACAGCAAUCUCAACCAGUGACGGGGGCCGCAAACUCUUCGUCGUCGGCUGGCAACUCUCCUCAGCAAGGACCACCUAGUUCGGCUGCUGCGGGUGGACCUCAAGGGGGUGGUCAGCAGCCACCGCCGUUACCAAAUCAGAAUAGUAUAGGCUCUCAGCCACCGUCACAAGGGCCAGGUGGUGCUCAGGGUUACCCUCUACCGCCUCACAUGCACGGCAGCUACAAAAUGGGAGGACAAAGUCCUGGCCCACAGGGUAUGCUCUCCGGAUAUCCUCCUCCGCCGCCACAGCAAGCUCAACAAUACUCCCAAGGUAGCUACCCGCCUAGACCACAGUACCCGCCGGGUGGAUACGGAUCGACACCACCACCCACAAGUCAGGCCUCAUCUGCCAAUAGUAUGCCACCAGGUAGUGGGCCCCAGCAAUAUCCCGGCAGCAGACCCAUGCCAAAUCAUAGUGGUCAAUAUCCGCCCUACCAAAAUUGGGUACCACCUUCACCGCAACAAAGUGGACCCGUAGGACCAGGACCUGGAGGUCCAGGUGCACCUGGAGCUCCCGGUAUGGGAAAUCAUAUCCAGGGUAAAGCCACGCCACCUCCACCCCAGGGUAGUGGGUCACCUCGUCCACUUAAUUAUCUGAAACAACAUUUGCAACAUAAGGGUGGUUAUCCAGGUGGUGGACCUCCUGGCGGUCCGCCACAAGGCUAUGGCAAUGGUCCAGGCAUGCAUCCCGGUAUACCUAUGGGUCCACCACAUCACAUGGGUCCACCACACGGUCCAACCACCAUGGGGCCACCACCCACCACACCUCCGCAGUCCAUGAUGCCUGGUGUCAGUGUUGGAGAAGGUGGUGGUCCUCCACCACCACCACCUGAACAUAUAUCACAGGAUAAUGGUCUGAGCUCGGGGUCAUCUGGUUCGGCUUCAGGGCCACCACAUCCUGUCACAUCCGUUGUCACAACAGGCCCAGAUGGGGCUCCAAUGGAUGAUGCAAGCCAGCAAAGCACAAUAUCCAAUGCUUCAGCAGCAUCGGGUGAGGAUCCCCAAUGUACUACCCCAAAAUCGCGGAAAAAUGAUCCAUAUGGGCAAAGCCACUUGGCACCACCAAGCACUUCGCCGGGUGGUGUAGGAGCCGGUCCCCAUCCAGGGCAUCCAGGAGAAGACUAUGAAAUCAAUUCACCACCCAAUUGGGCACGAACACCUGCCAGUCCGAGUUUCAACAGUCAUGUUCCUCAACCGGAGACAUUUCGUACGACAACACCAUCAGUUCCCACCGUUGCCACCACGUCAGCCAAGAAAUCAGAUAGUCUUUGUAAACUCUAUGAAAUGGACGACAAUCCCGAGCGCCGCAUAUGGCUUGACAAAUUGAGAGCAUUCAUGGACGAGAGGCGGACGCCAAUAACAGCUUGUCCCACCAUCUCGAAACAACCCCUCGAUCUUUACAGAUUGUAUUUGUACGUAAAGGAAAGAGGCGGAUUCGUCGAGGUGACAAAAAGUAAGACUUGGAAGGAUAUUGCUGGUCUUUUGGGCAUUGGUGCGAGCAGUAGUGCUGCCUACACGUUGCGGAAACAUUACACAAAGAAUCUAUUGGCCUAUGAGUGCCACUUUGACCGUGGCGAUAUAGAUCCCCUGCCGAUUAUACAACAAAUCGAAGCGGGUACUAAGAAGAAGUCAACUAAAGCCGCGUCGGUACCAUCGCCAGCUGGCUCAUCUAAUUCGCAAGACUCAUUCCCAGCCCCAGUGGGUGCUGCCAAUACCUCUAUGGAUGGCUAUCCUUCUUAUCCUGGCAACUAUCCCGGCACUGGUCCGCAGCCUGAUUACGGAGCUGCCGGACAAAUGCCUCGGCCUCCAUCUCAAAGUAAUGCACAAAGUCCUCAUCCAGGUCCAAAUAAUCAGACGUCUGCGGCGACACCUGGUGGGGAUAACAUAAGUGUUAAUAAUCCCUUCGACGAGCCGGUUGGCGGUGUUAACAGCAAUGCGCCAAAUGCUGGUACAACUGCCCAUGCAAAUAGUGCCAGCAGUGGCGCGGCUGGACCGCCGCCGCCUCCUCCAAAUGUGGGUCCACCGCCACCACAGCCUCCUCCAACAGGCCGACCGCCAUAUCCUCCUGGAGGACCUUAUCCCCCACCGCCGGUGUCUCGUGCACCAGGUUCUCCAUAUCCAGUUCAACCAGGUGCUUACGGCCAAUAUGGCUCUGGCGAUCAAUAUAAUGCCACUGGUCCACCCGGUCAGUUUGGCCAGCAACAAGGACAAUUUCCUCCACAAAAUCGCAACAUGUACCCUCCCUACGGACCUGAAGGGGAAGCACCACCAACCGGCUCGAAUCAAUAUGGUCCAUAUGGCAAUCGUCCAUAUAGUCAGCCUCCUUCUGGCACUUCACAGGCUCCCUCGACACCAGGCGCACCCUCGGCUCCAGGCGGUCCACCUCAGCCAGGGGGACCCCCUGCACCUGGAAGUUCACCUUAUCCUCCUCCGGGUGCUCCUGGCCAACAAGAGUACUACAGGCCUCCAGAUCAGGGUCCCCAACCUAGACGUCAUCCUGAUUUUGUUAAGGACUCUCAAUCGUAUCCGGGAUAUAACGCAAGGCCUCAAAUAUACGGAUGGCCAGGCGGCGCCAACCAGUACCGUAACCAAUAUCCGUCUUCAGCCUCGCCCCAAGCCUGGGGUGUAGCACCGCCACGAACACAAGCUCCCCCGGGCGGUCAACUGGGGCCAUCGGGACAACAACAACCACCUGCUUCUGGUGCUCAGUGGGAUCAGCAUAGGUAUCCGCCGCAGCAACAACCCCCACAGCCACAACAGCAACAACAGCAGCCACCUUAUCAGCAGCCAGGACAACAGCAACCACCACCGCAGUGGACGCAAAUGGGUGGAGCUGGGACUGGUGCACCUGGAACACCACCAAGUGGGGCACCAGGAUCUCCUUUAAGGCCACCAAGUGCUGGACAACAACAAAGAAUGCCCAAUUCCGGACCUGGAGGGGGUAUGACGGGUCCCAAUAGUGCCCCAGUCAGUGGACCUCAACCCGGCCAACCAGGUGCUCCCCCGAAUAGUAGCAGCGCAACGGGCACGAUGCCUACGAAUAGUAUUGGCAAACCAUCAUUUUCAAUGCCUCCUCCGCCACAAGCGGCCGGCGUCAGUUCUGGUGUUCAAGGAAUACCACCUGCUCAGGGUGGUGGCAUGAUGCCAGGCACAAUAGGAAGUGGGAGCCAACAAAAGCCGAUGAUAGGAGGAGUUGUUGGUCCGCCUGGGGCGCCUGUCAUGCCACCUCAACCAGCAACUCAACAACAGCAGCAGCCGCAACAACAACAGCAACAACAAACGCCACAGCAACCGCAAACACAGCCGUCACAACAACAGCAGCAACAGCAACCGCCGCAGCAGCAACAGCAGCAGCCACAACCGCAACCACAACAGCAACCCUUUGCCCCACCGCCAGUGGGCCCGGGACCUCCGUUAAUCAAAAAGGAAAUAGUUUUUCCACCCGACAGCGUAGAGUCAACCACGCCGGUAUUGUACCGGCGUAAACGUCUAACAAAAGCCGAUGUUUGUCCAGUGGAUCCUUGGCGUAUAUUCAUGGCAAUGAGAUCGGGUCAGUUGACCGAAUGUACAUGGGCUUUGGAUGUUCUCAAUGUUCUGCUAUUCGACGAUUCCACAGUUCAAUAUUUCGGUCUGGCUCAUUUGCCCGGUUUGUUGACGCUGUUAUUAGAACAUUUCCAAAAGAAUCUCGCAGAGAUGUUUAGCGACGAGGGGGAUGAGAAGGCUAACCAAAAUGAUAGAAUUAGUAGUGAUCGAAAAGCCUCAAAUAGACGUGGUAUCACUACCUCGACACACAACCGAAGAAGGCUUUGUGAUACCGUUAAACCGGAGAAGGAGGAGGUGGAGGAGGAGGAGAAGGAAGAUCCUCAAGCUCGCCUGCAUGACCACACAGUGGACGGCAUAGAGGAAACGUAUGUUGAGGCCGAUAUCGAAGGUGAUUUCGGCAUCGACUCAGAUGAGGAUGAAGGCAUCGAUCUGGGCCAGGUGAAGCAAAUACCGCAUCCUGAGGAACGGGUAGUAUUGCUAGCCCAUACACCCAAUUACACAAUGAUGUCUCGCAAAGGUUUGCCAGUACGUCUACAGCCUGCCGAACAAGAUAUUUUCAUAACCGACGGUCUUAAAGAGUGGGAUUCCGAAUUCAGUGGCAACUACGAAGAGACGGCCCCAAUUGGCAGCAAUGCCUGGACUUAUGGUUUUACCGAUCGGGACAUCAACAAGGGCAUUAUCGAUGUGUUCAAGUCAGAGUUUGUAGACAUUCCAUUUGCCCGUUAUAUCAAAACCAAGCCUAAAGACAGAAAGCAUAAAAAGGGUGAUAAUAAUGUAAAAAUCGAAUUGGAGGAGGAUACCAGUUGCGAAGACCUGCUGAAUCCCAAACUGGAAAGCAAGGAGAGUGAUCGGGAAAUGGAGGAGGACGAAGAGGUCGAAGCUAGAUUACAGCAAAACACAUUUAACAAAAAACGCCGGCUGUUCAACAAUUCUACGGCGUCGGGUAACCUUGUGCCCCAAUCGGAACCGACGGAAGCCAAGAAAUCCAAACUGCAAAGUGACGAGCAUCGACCAAUUGAAAAGUCUGCUUUCGCAAUACCACUCGAAAUAAAGAGGGACGAUGACUGCAGUGAGCCGCUUACAACGGUAACGGCAGCCGCCACAACAACAACGAAUACCGAUAGUGAUUGUCGAGAGGUGGACAUGGAAUUGGAAACAAUAACCACCAAAGAGUCCUCAGUUACGAAAGCAUUUGAUCCCAAAACCACCAUAAGGGAUCCGGCUUUGGUUUUACAACGCCGCCGUUCUUCUUCCUCGCUCGAAGACGAGUGCUAUACCCGCGACGAAGCCAGCCUAUAUUUGGUCAACGAAAGCCAAGAUUCGUUGGCACGGCGGUGCAUUUGCAUUUCAAAUAUAUUCCGCAAUAUGAGUUUUGUUCCCGGCAACGAGUCGAUAUUAGCUAAAUCGCAAAGAUUUCUAGCGGUACUUGGACGUCUGCUUCUACUGAACCACGAGCACUUGCCACGAACGCCGAAAAAUCGCAACUACGACAGAGGCACAGAGGAGGAUACAGAUUUCUCCGACUCGUGCAGCUCCCUGCAAGGAGAACGCGAAUGGUGGUGGGAAUAUCUCAUAAGCAUACGGGAAAACAUGCUGGUGAUAAUGGCAAAUAUAGCCGGCCACUUAGAUUUGUCACGCUACGAAGAGCUAAUAGCCAGACCUUUAAUUGACGGCUUGCUACACUGGGCAGUGUGCCCCAGUGCGCAUGGUCAAGAUCCCUUCCCCUCAUGUGGUCCUGCCUCAUCAUUAUCACCCCAAAGACUUGCCCUGGAGGCUUUAUGUAAGCUGUGUGUUACCGACAACAAUGUCGACUUAGUAAUUGCCACGCCACCUCACUCGAGGCUAGAGAAAUUGUGCGCUGUUCUCACCCGGCACUUGUGUCGUAAUGAGGACCAAGUGCUUCGAGAGUUUUCCGUCAACUUGCUUCACUACUUGGCUGCAGCCGACAGUGCUAUGGCGCGAACUGUGGCCCUACAAUCUCCCUGUAUAUCGUAUCUGGUUGCAUUUAUAGAGCAGGCUGAGCAAACAGCCUUAGGCGUUGCCAAUCAGCACGGCAUAAACUACUUGCGGGAGAAUCCCGAUUCCAUGGGCACCAGUUUGGAUAUGCUGCGACGUGCUGCUGGAACGUUAUUGCAUUUGGCCAAACAUCCCGACAACAGAUCCCUGUUUAUGCAACAAGAACAACGACUAUUGGGUCUGGUGAUGUCUCACAUUCUGGAUCAGCAGGUGGCUUUGAUAAUAUCGCGAGUAUUAUUUCAAGUAUCUCGGGGUCCAGGAGCAGCGGUCAAUUCACUCGAAUAUCGCAUGCAACAGAAGCAAUUGCAGCAAAAACUCGGAAUGCAAGAGAGGAAAAACCAAGCAGAGUCAAAAAUGGACGACGAAAUAUUGAAUGAGAAAGAGCAAAUUGUUGAGCCUAAGGACGCGACGGCAGCAGUGGCGACCGCCACAACAUCGGACACUGCUAAGUGCGAGGCGAGAAAUGAAAUGGCCCCCAUAUCCACACAUGCCAAUGCCGUCAACGAAGGUACAGCGAAUAGCAACAACAUUGAACAUAUGCCAAGUAAAAAUCCAUCUUCCUCCAUGAUAAUAUCUGCCGAUAGUGAAAAUAGUAAUAGUAGCUCUCAGAUAACGCCCACAGCCGCGUUCAACGAUGUCAGCAACAGCAGUACAAAUAGCAACAGUUGCGGUACAGCGGCCAGCAGCCUUAGCCAAAAUAGCACGAACAGUUCCAUGGGCAGCUGUAGCAAUAUGAGUUCGAGCACUACAACAGCUGCCAUGCACCAUCAUCUGCACAUCAACAACAACAACAACAACAACAAUAGUAGUAGCGGCGGUGGUAGUAAUUCGACGCUGACGACGAGUGAACAGCUAAAGAGCAAUAUGUUGGGCGGUGCAGUCUCCUCCUCAAAUACAACGCCAAUGGCCACUGGCAGCACUAGUGGCAGCGGUUGUAGUAGUAUUAAUAGUAAUAGCAUGAACAACAUGACGACAAACUCAUCGUCGAGUGGUUCGGCGGCAGCACAACAACAACUACCAAUAUCCGCACCUCCACCACCUCCACCUGCAACGACAGCUCCUCCAUCUCAAGCCCCAACUGCGAAUACCUCAACGACAGCUGCGGUUGCGUAG
Molecule: messenger RNA, 9038 nt
Organism: Stomoxys calcitrans (stable fly)
Lineage: Eukaryota; Metazoa; Arthropoda; Insecta; Diptera; Muscidae
Gene: osa
Product: trithorax group protein osa
Exons: 16
Coding region: 507-9038 (2843 amino acids)
Biological process (GO): regulation of transcription by RNA polymerase II; chromatin remodeling; positive regulation of DNA-templated transcription
Cellular component (GO): brahma complex; nBAF complex; SWI/SNF complex
Molecular function (GO): DNA binding; nucleosome binding
Source: RefSeq, a predicted model, not a curated record